AUGGAUACAAAUAAUUCACAGUUUACAAUGUCGGUGGAUAAUGCCACUACAUCGAGUGAGAAUGAAUCUACCGUUGUAGUCGGAGUUAUCGAAGCAGAGGUACACGAACCCAAGAGUGUAUUGAAUGUUCCCGAUGUAAAUGUAGAGUUCAACAGUCUCUUCUUCUCGGUGGCACCACUCAACAAGACACCACUGGAGAUACUGAAACAUAAUGCAUACACCGGCGCACUUGCAACUUCAACACUUCGUGGUUUAGCAUGGAGAAUAUUCUUAGGAUGUUUAAAUGUAGAUGCAAUUGAAAGAUGGCAACAAGAGAUAACUUUACAACGUUCACAUUACACAAAGCUAUUAGAAGAGCACUAUGUAGAUCCAAGAAAAGAGACUGCUGUAUUCGAUCCAUUAUCAAAUGAUGAAAAUUCACCAUGGAACAAAUUCUUUAGAAAUAGAGAGUUACAAAAGACAAUUACAUUAGACAUUGAGAGAACUUAUCCUGAUAAUGAAUUCUUUCAAAAUCAAACAACAAAAGAGGUAUGUUUUGUUUGUUUUUCUUGUUAUUCUGUUUGCUUUGCUUGCACUGAAUUUGAGGUCGAUAGGUUUAAGAAGAGUGACGACGCAGAGAAGAAUCCAACGUUGAUCGAUACAAUCUAUGAUAGGAACUUCUUGGAGCACGAUCUAUUCACCGUUUUCGAAGCUCUGAUGAAGCGUGCAUCCAAUUGGUUUGGUGUGACGCCAAAUCCAAAUGUAUCAUCACCUACAGCAACAGCCACAACCAAUAAUAGCAGCAAUAAUAAUAGUACAUCAACAACACCAAAUACAUCAUUUACAAACUUAUCAAAUUCAUUACAAUCAUCAUCGUCAACAUCAACAUCAACUUCUUCAAAUCCAAAUUCACAAACAUUAUCAUCUUUAACAACAUCAUUUAAUAUUUUAAACACAAAUGAAGAACAAAAGAAAGAAACAACACCUGUAGUUAUAAAUGAAGCAGUUCAGAAAUGUAAAAAUAUCAACAAAUUACUUAGACAAAAGGAUCCAGAGUUACAUGCACAUCUCGAAUCUCUUGGUAUCGAACCACAAAUCUAUUUAUUACGUUGGAUUAGAUUGUUAUUUGGAAGAGAAUUUCAUUUGGAAGAUGUAUUGAAAAUGUGGGAUUCAUUAUUUGCAUAUGGUGAAGAUUUAGUUUUAAUAGAUUUCGUAUCAAUUUCAAUGUUGGUUUAUAUUAGAGAACAAUUAUUACAAAAAGAUAAUAGUGGUGUAUUGAAAAGAUUGUUUAAAUAUCCACCGGUUGAAGAUAUUUAUUUGUUGAUCAACCAGGCCUUUAGAAUUAAAGAUAGUCACGGUCCAUUCAAUAUGAAUAAUAAUUAUAACUAUCAAAAGGCAUCGAGUAAGCAGCAGCAGCAACAUCAACAGAAGAAUGUGGCUGGUAAUGGAACAAGUGCAUUGCCAACUAGCCAUCAAUUUAAAUCACCGGAGCAACACGGAAAGAACAGUCCAUCGAAUAUAUUUACACCGUUUUCAGCGUUGUUGCAUGAUCCUCUUGGUACUAUUGCCAGUACCACUUCAAAGGUAGCAACGAGCAUCACCAGUACUUCACCUAAAGGAACUUCCAAUAAUUAUUCAUAUUCAUCGUCAACCUCUGCCUAUUCAUCGACUGCAACUACACCAAAUAUCGUUGGUGUCAGUCAGAGUCAGAGUGCGCCAACUACACCGAUGUCUGCACCGGUCACCACCACCACCACCACCACCACCGCUCCACCACCAAAGGUUAUCAGUUCGAGUGCCACCACUUCGAUCUAUGGAGAAUCGCUCUUUGCCAAACCAGCUACAACCGUAUCAACUAAUUCCUCCGAUCUCAAGAGUCGUUUGGUUAAUAUCAGUUCGAGCGACCUGUUCGAGUCGGCCAAGAAAGACAUGGAGCCACUCGGUUUCUUGACGACCUCUGUCAGUCUGUCAGCGGCACGCUCCAACUAUGAGAGCAAACGAUCGAGUGUUGCCGUCACCAAAGUAUCUACCAUAACACCAAAGGCAGCGAUCAAUCAAGAGAUCAAAAGACUACGUAACAUCCAGAAGUACAUCGGUAAUUCAUUAGGUGAUAUCGUACCGACUUUACAAGCUGGAUUUAGUGAAAAUCCAUCAUUGAUUAAUCAUGAUUCAUUGAUGUUGGCAGUUGCACAAGUAAAGCAAAUCAAGGAUAUGUUACUUGGUGAUCUUCCACUUCCAGAGAAUAUACCAGAUUACGAUGAAUUCGAUGCCGAUACAGAAGAUCCACUCAGUUCAAAUGAUACUAUUUAA
This is a messenger RNA of Heterostelium album PN500, 2289 nucleotides long. RefSeq names its product RabGAP/TBC domain-containing protein. Gene Ontology annotation, molecular function: GTPase activator activity. NCBI's taxonomy places the organism in Eukaryota, Evosea, Eumycetozoa, Acytosteliales, Acytosteliaceae. The transcript has 9 exons. Gene Ontology annotation, biological process: activation of GTPase activity. Bases 1 to 2289 code for a protein of 762 amino acids. The record is from RefSeq and is a predicted model, not a curated record.